GGAACAUCAAACAGAUGAUUAAAUUGACACAAGAACAUAUAGAAGCACUGCUAGACAAAUUUGGAGGAGAGCAUAACCCACCUUCAAUAUAUCUAGAGGCCUAUGAAGAGUACACCAGCAAGCUUGAUGCUCUACAGCAGAGAGAACAGCAGUUACUGGAAUCCAUGGGGAAUGGAACUGAUUUCUCUGUCUCCAGUUCAGCUUCAACAGACACAGUUGCAUCAUCUUCCUCCUCUAGCCUCUCUGUAGCACCUUCAUCCCUUUCAGUGUAUCAAAACCCUGCUGAUAUGUCACGGAAUAACCCUAAGUCUCCACAGAAGCCCAUUGUUAGAGUCUUCCUGCCCAACAAGCAAAGGACUGUGGUUCCAGCAAGAUGUGGAGUGACAGUCCGAGACAGCCUAAAAAAAGCGCUGAUGAUGAGAGGUCUUAUUCCAGAAUGCUGUGCUGUUUACAGAAUACAAGAUGGAGAGAAGAAGCCAAUUGGCUGGGACACAGACAUUUCCUGGCUCACAGGAGAGGAGUUGCAUGUGGAAGUUUUGGAGAAUGUGCCACUCACAACACACAAUUUCGUACGCAAAACGUUCUUCACGUUGGCGUUCUGCGAUUUCUGUCGGAAGCUGCUUUUCCAGGGGUUCCGCUGCCAGACUUGUGGCUACAAAUUUCACCAGCGCUGUAGCACAGAAGUGCCACUGAUGUGUGUUAAUUAUGACCAACUUGAUUUGCUGUUUGUCUCCAAGUUCUUUGAACAUCACCCCAUACCACCGGAGGAGGCCUCCUUAGGAGAGACCACCCCAGCAUCUGGAUCAUACCCCUCAGUGCCCCCCUCAGAUUCUGUUGGACCACCAAUUCUCCCUAGUCCUUCUCCUUCAAAAUCCAUUCCAAUCCCACAGCCCCUCCGACCAGCAGAUGAAGACCAUCGGAAUCAAUUUGGGCAACGCGACCGAUCCUCUUCAGCUCCCAACGUUCACAUCAAUACAAUCGAGCCAGUCAAUAUUGAUGACUUGAUUAGAGACCAGAGUUUACGAGGAGAGGCAGCCCCUUUGAACCAGCUGAUGCGCUGUCUUCGGAAAUACCAAUCCCGGACUCCCAGUCCCCUCCUUCAUUCUGUCCCCAGUGAAAUAGUGUUUGAUUUUGAGCCUGGCCCAGUGUUCAGAGGCUCGGCUGCAGGCUUGUCUGCAACACCUCCCGCUUCUUUGCCCGGGUCACUAACCAAUGUGAAAGCGUUACAGAAAUCACCAGGACCCCAGCGGGAAAGGAAGUCAUCCUCAUCCUCAGAAGACAGAAAUCGAAUGAAAACUCUUGGUCGACGGGAUUCAAGUGAUGAUUGGGAGAUACCAGAUGGACAGAUCACAGUUGGACAAAGGAUAGGGUCUGGAUCAUUUGGAACAGUCUACAAAGGAAAGUGGCAUGGUGAUGUGGCAGUGAAAAUGUUGAAUGUUACGGCACCCACACCUCAACAGUUACAGGCUUUCAAAAAUGAAGUAGGAGUGCUCAGGAAAACACGACAUGUGAAUAUCUUGCUUUUCAUGGGUUAUUCAACAAAACCCCAGUUGGCUAUUGUUACACAAUGGUGUGAAGGGUCCAGUUUGUAUCACCAUCUACACAUCAUUGAGACCAAAUUUGAAAUGAUCAAGCUAAUUGAUAUUGCACGACAGACUGCACAAGGCAUGGAUUAUUUGCAUGCCAAGUCAAUCAUCCACAGAGACCUCAAGAGUAAUAAUAUUUUUCUUCAUGAAGACCUCACAGUAAAAAUAGGUGAUUUUGGUCUAGCAACAGUGAAAUCACGAUGGAGUGGAUCCCAACAGUUUGAACAGUUGUCUGGUUCCAUUUUAUGGAUGGCACCAGAAGUUAUUCGGAUGCAAGAUAAAAACCCAUAUAGUUUUCAGUCGGAUGUGUAUGCAUUUGGGAUUGUUCUCUAUGAAUUGAUGACUGGACAAUUGCCAUACUCCAACAUCAACAACAGGGACCAGAUAAUUUUCAUGGUGGGACGAGGAUACCUAUCUCCAGACCUUAGCAAAGUACGGAGCAACUGUCCCAAAGCUAUGAAGAGACUAAUGGCAGAAUGCUUAAAGAAGAAAAGAGAUGAGAGACCCCUUUUUCCACAGAUUCUUGCCUCCAUUGAGCUUCUGGCCCGGUCAUUGCCAAAAAUUCACCGCAGUGCAUCUGAGCCCUCAUUGAACCGGGCUGGCUUCCAGACAGAGGAUUUUAGUCUAUAUGCUUGUGCUUCUCCAAAAACACCCAUCCAAGCAGGGGGAUACGGAGAAUUUGCAGCGUUCAAGUAGCCACAGCACCAUGGCAGCACCCACUCUGUUAUUUAAGUCUUGUGUUCCUACAGUUUCUUAACAUCAGAGCUCCAUUCUGCUCCGCAAAACCUAAAGUAAUUUAGAAAAGAUAUCCAUAAGCUUAAAAGUGGAGCAGAAUGGAACCACCAGUCCAACACAAUGGGAAAAAGUACCUUUUUGGGAACCAGAGUCCUCUGCUGCCAGUGUUUCUCCUUCAACACAAACCACCACGUGCAUUCGGAGAUCUGCAGUGGCUGCCUGUGCCGUUGGCAUCACUCCCAGCAGAGAGGAGAGGGCUCAUGGUGUGCCUGUGGUGCUCGGGCGCGAGGGGACGGAGCUGCUGCUGCUGCUGACCUUAGGAGACUUGCUUUGGAUGGGCUGCCGGCCGCCUUUCUCCCUCUAACAGCGUAACCAUCAGAGGCUGAACGUCUGAUGAGUGCUAAUUUCAAAGAAUCAUUUUCCAUUCUGAUCCUUUUUUUUUCCUGGUGUACUUACUGAUUUACAGACAACGCAGUAUCCCCUUUUCGCUGUAUUACAGUGUCAAACACCUCAAUCUGUCUGUAUUGCUGGGGUUUAUUCCUUUAAAAUUAAAAGUGUGGGGCAGUGGGAGCUGGAGAUGUUAUUCUGAAGGCAGAGAGGUUCAUCUGAAGGAAAAGGGGAUGCUGCCACACCUUUUUUUCAGAUUUACUUUACCACAUCUUAAAAAGAACAAACAACAACCACCAUCUUUAACCUUUUUCCUUUUCCAGUAUUUUCUUGGUGUGUGCAUACACAACAUCUUUUUGAAGGAUUAGGUUGAUCCUUCUUUUGUUGGUCCAGCAACAAACUGAAGUUUAAAAAAAAUGUAGCAAGAUUGUCCUCUUUUAUUUUUUUUGUAUCAUGUGAUACAAUGUAUUUAUCAAAGAUGCUACUGCAGCAUCUAAAGUCUGUAGAAAUCCUGAUACAGACUGUGAAUGGUGUAUGUACCUACUUUAAAAGUUUUAUUUUAAACGAGGGUGCAGGUUAAUGCCAGGUACCUUACCAAUAUGUAAUGUUUUCAUAAAUGAGGAAAAAAGUUCUCAGGUUGAAUUGAAUUCAAAUACAAUCCCCCCCUAGAAUUAGACAUUCCAAAAAUUAUGUUUUGGUACUUUCAAGAGCUUUUUUUAAAGGAUUUUUAUCCUGUUAACUAAACGUCCUCUGAUAAGUGUGUGUGUAAAUGUGGAGCAUCUUGUCCUAAUGGCAAGUUGUUAGAUCAAAACAAAACGGUACUUGCUGGAUCCACGCUGACUACUCCUCCUCUCAUUGCUUUCCUCCCUGUCAUCUCUUCCCUUCUGCUUGUCUUUCCCUUCUGUACACUUUGCAAACUAGGACAAAGGUGGCGGUGUCUCCAUUAGAGUGCUUUGUUUUCCUGUCCUCCAGUCCUGGUUUUCAAAUGGUUAGUAGCUUUUUGAAAAGUUACCCAGUCAGGGAAAACAACAACUCAUAGAAUUCUGCAAUUCAUUUACCUCUAGCAGUAUAUGUCGCGAUGUGAUCUGCUUGCAGAGUUCUCUGGUAUGUGGUAUUACCUGUAAAUUGUUUGUACAAAGGCAAGGCAGACCACAUUGGAAAGAAACUCAAGCUCAGACAGAAGUUUCCAGAAUUUGAUUCAUAUCAGCCCUGUGCCACUCCAGAGGAGGCAGGAGAACUGACCCCUCUCUAGCAGAGAGGUUCUUGCUGGGAGGAGGUGGGGAGUUUUUAACAAAAUCAUGACAAAUAAAUGAAGGAGUUAAAUGUGUGUGAAUGUGGUGUCCAUGCUAAACGUGGAUAUACCGAGUGAGGGUGCUGUCCUUCCCUCCCUAGGGAAAGGGGACUGUUCCUGCCUGCAGAAGGUUGCUCCCAGAUGAAGGGAGAGAAGCACAUUGGAAGUAGAAGGUGUUUUUAAUAACCUGCAAUUUUGCUGUGUUGCUGGUAGUCUGUUACGUUUGUCAGUAAAUAUUUACUGGGGCUAUAGGGACCGGACUGAUCUGAAGUGGGAAUUAAAACUGAAAUACUGUGUAUUCAUAUUAAUUCCACAAAUAUUAGCAAGAUAGCAAUAGUAAAUGACUUAAUAGUCACUACAAGAAUGAAGUGAUUCAUGUUGAAACAUGAACAGAAUUGAUUUUGUGUAUGGGACACAUUUUAAAAACGAAGGAAAAAAAAGCACAAAUUUUUUUCUUGUCUGCUGUGGGUCUUCAGAUGCUGUAAGGUUUUUACCUUAAUGAGGUUAGCAGAAAUUUUAAAAGUAGCAAUAGCCACUUUCCAGUGUGGAGAAGCUGUGCAGAGCAGUGGUAGCAGAUGGAGUGCUCCCUGGUGAUCAUCUGAGGCCAGUACCUGAGAGGUGGAGGGAGCCUGGGGCCACGGUGGCAGCAGGCAGGUGAGAGCACUUACCAGAUACAGGCUCCCAGGGGGAAAGGAGUCCCUGCUUCUCCUUUCACCCUGUGACUGGCUCCAGCCCCUUUAUGGGCUGUGGCCCUAUUUGUACAUGUCAGGGAUACUGAGGUCAAGGUUCUCUCAAAAGAAGCUGUUAACAGAGCAAGUAUGGACAGGUGGUUCAACACUCAUUUGUUUCACAGAGCUUGUUAAAAUCUCUCGUUUCCUUCCAUAAAGUCAUGCUGGCAGAAAAUUCUCUGUUAGGAACUUCAUUCUAUCUUUGCUUAAAAAGAACUUACUUUGGUGAAGAUUCAUUACCCAUUAGUCUACAAUAUGCUUCUUGAGCCCAUAGGAAAAGCACAAGGAAAAUUGCUAUCCUUGUCCAUGCAAAGCACUUUAUAAGUAACACAUGAUCUCUUGGUUUUUUUUUUUACUGGGGUUUGUUUGUAGUUUUGUUUUUCUUUUUUUGUUUCUGGUUUUGGUUGUUUUUUUCCCUGAGGAAUGUGCAAGUUGUUUGGCUGCUGUUUAGAGAAGUCCUUUCAGGAUGCAUUUCUACUGGUUUUCUUGUUUGUUUCCCUCCAGAUAGCUGUAGUAAUGUGUGUUUGUCUGUAAGAGUUCCCAGGUAAUGCUCAUGCAAAACUUUGAAAGAAAUGUAGUUUGUAAAUAAUUGGGAUUAUUUUUGGUUUUAUCUUUUACUUCAGGAGUUUUUCUGGAUGUCUUGCAUGCCAUCAGAGCCAGUCUUAAAGAUGCCCUGUAGCUAUUUAGUGAAUGGGGACUCAAGAAUAGAUGAGAAAGGAGUGCUCUCUGUAACAGUGGGAUGAAGGAAGUAAGCUGAAAUGACCAAUACAUUCAUGCAUGUUACCCUAAACUCCUUAAGCUCCUUCGUGGUGUCCCAGCCACGGGCACAUGCCAUAGUAUGGAAAUGUGAGUACACCCUUCAUGUGCACAUGUUGGGACAAACACCCAGAGAGUCAUUCUGCUUCUUUUAGCUCUAUAGUAUCUUGUAUUCCUAAUCAUUUGCAAAAAUACCAGUAUCCAGUCCCAGCUAUUCAUAUCUUUUUCAACCAGGCACAGACCUUCCCCUCCGCCUUUCCUUUUCCAUACAGGUGACAGAGGUCUGUUACCUGCUAAACCUUCCUGCUGAGUAUGUGAUUGUUUCCCCUGGCAUAUUUGCCAGAACUGCAGCAUUGUGGUGGAGCUCAAACCAAAUGGCAGGGAUAUAGAAGCCAGGUUACUUUGAAAGUAAUUGCUGUGUCAAUUAAGCCUACAUAGCCCCAGAUACAAUUAGCCCAGUCAUUUCUUUUUUUUUUUUCCUGAACUCAUGCAGGUCAUUAGAUGAAUCCACUUCUGCUUUUUAUGCUUACCCAAAAUCAUCUUUUCUUGUACUUGAAUGCUCUAGCAGCUGAUAAUGAUGCAGAAUGUUUGAGAACAAAUACUGUCAUUUUACUAUGGUGUCUUAGCAUCACUUGGGUUAGUAUGUGCUCCUUGGAGGCAGAAUUUGGCCUUUGUAACAUAAAAUGAAUGAAAUUGUGAUUGUUGAUAAAUACCAUGUCUUUCCAUAAAUGCCCAGACUGGGGGAAAAGUACCCCAGAGAUCACACAUAAAUAGUUUUUCUUCUGUGUUUGCCUGCGUGUGUAAAUGUAUCCAGCAUUCUACAGAAGGCUGAGGGAAGCCAGAUCCCCAGAUACCUCACAAACAAGUACGGAUUGAAGCUUUGAUAUCUGCAGGGACUAAAUUUAGGGAAGAAGCAUGUAGACAUUUCACGCUUCUGCAGCCUCUAGAAUUCAUUCCCUUCUUGACUGUGAGUGCAGCAUUUGUAGCACAAAUUCUUCAUAGUACUGUAGACACGUCCUCUGUUGAUAAAGUGUAUCACCAGUAGCACAGUGGGACAGGCAAAGCUUCUAAGUACAGUCAAGUUAAAAGGCAGCUGCAUGAGUGGCCUCUUGGGCAUCAUUCUGAAGGUGCUGAGUGUUCUGGUUUCUGUGAUGCAUUUUACGUAGAAGUUUAUGAAACAAACUUUGUUUACUGCAGCCUUGUUACUGUGCAUUUGCACUUGAUGUUUGUUUUGGCAUGCAUUUGAAAGACUUGUCUUCACUGCUUCAUUACUUCAUACCAACUUCAUACCCACCAUAUGAUGUUUAGCCGGGGCAAGUACUGGAUUCUGCACCUGAGGUGGAUAACCCUGGCUGUGUGUAUAGACUGGGGGAUGAGAGGUUGGAGCACAAAGGGACCUGGGAGUCCUGGUUGAUGGCAAGUUGAACACAAGCCAGCAGUGCCCUGGCAGCCAGGAGGGCCAACCUGUCCUGGGGGCACAGGCACAGCAUGGCCAGGUGGGCAAGGGAGGAGAUUGUCCUGCUCUGGGCUGGGACCUCGGCCUCGCCUCGAGUGCUGGGAUGCCACAGUGUAAGAAAGACUAUUCCUAUUAGACUAUUACUAAUGAACUGUUAGAGAGUGUCCAGAGGAGGGCCAUGAGGAUGGUGGAGGGGAAGCCAUAUGAGGAGCAACUGAGGUCUCGUGGUGUGCUUAGCCUGCAGGAGACCGAGGGGAAACUCACUGCAGUUACAGCUUCCUCAUGAGGGGAGGAGGAGGGGCAGGCACUGAUCUCUUUUCUGUGGUGACCAAUGACAGGACCUAAGGGAAUGGCCUAAAGUUGCGUGAGGGGAUGUUUAGGUUGAAUAUCAGGAAAAGGUUCUUCAUCCAGGAGGUGGUCAGACACUGGAACAGGGCAGUGGUCACAGCACCAAGCCUGACAGAGUUCAAGAAGCAUUUGGACAAUGCUCUCAGGCACAUGUGGUGAUUCUUGGGGUACCUGUGCAGGGCCAGGAGUUGGACUUUGAUGAUCCUUGUGGGUCCCUUCCAACUCAGCAUAUUCUAUGACACUGUGGUUCUUACCUUAUAAAUUAUCAGAAGAGCAGAGCCAGAUUGUUAAAAUGAAAAAGUUUGCAUUUGAGUUUCAAGGAUGCUAACACAGAAGCUACUAAGUCAGCACCAUGACAGUAGUAACUAUGAACCUGUGGAAGGAGGAAGCUUUAAAAGCUGCAGAAUACAGGCUACACCAAGAGUGAAUUCAGAUGCAAACUUAACUUCUCUCUUUUUAGAAAAGAGAGCUACCAAGACCCUCUGUUCGAUGGUUUACAUAGGGAUCCCCCAAAACAGUUUUUGUAGUUUGCCAAAUGAUCAUGUGCCUUUGCAACCUUAAGAAGUACAACAGAAUGUAAGCUGGGUGCUUUGUAACUAGAGCAGUGUCUUUGGUUUACAUCUGCUGCAGUAGUUUUGUAUAUAGCUAUCCCUGUAGGUAGGUAGUUUGGAGUUGGUCAGCUCCUGUAAAGGAGCAAGGAGGGCAGAGAGCAUUCCCCAAAACACCUGUUAGCAUUUCAAAGCUAAGAAUUGAAGGAUACCGAAUUUAGUUACAGUAAUCCUGCUGCUGGAAAUCUGCACUAUCAACAGGUAGUGAGGCUCAUUUAACUUAAAAACAAGUAAGCCCUCCUUCCCUUCCAAAGACACACAGAUCUUGUUAAAGAAAGCUCCAGAGAGGCCCGAAGCUACACUCUUCUAUCACCUUGGAAUAAGAUGGUAGAUGGAGAAUGAGAGCUAGAUGAGGAGAAACUGGUGGUUAGCAUUCAUCUAAUCAAGGUUCACAUGUAUCAGACCAUACAAUUAGUUCCUUGUCCCAGAAAAUGCAGUAAGUUUUGUUUCUAGAAUGUCAGCAGGUUUCCUCACUGCUUCCCCUGGGCCUCUUGCAGUUGCUGUCCAGUGCUCACAUCCUGUUAUUGCACAUGAACUGUGGGAAAUGUAGGUGUCUUGUCAGCUGAGGGACAGCCAGUAGGUGUGAAUUUGAUUUGUUCAGCUUUCAAACUGGUUACGUAGACUUCUGGCAGUACCUACGUAUCAGUGUCAUAUUUAACCUACUUGUCCAUGAAGGACAAAAUAAUGGGUUUGGCUAUUAAUGCUUUCUCAGAUCUUUUCCUUUUCUUCCUUGGGGUAGGACUUUUGGCAUAAUUGUAACUUACAAAGUUGUCUAAAUGCACAGUUCUUAUGAGCUAUCAAACCAGUUUUAAUUUGGGUUUGUUCCUUCUAGAAAACAAAGUGUAAAAAUGUUUUACUUAUGUUCCAGGAGCUAUCUGGAAUCCUUCUACCUACCCCAAAUUCUGCACUAAAAGUACAUGUGAUGGUUAUUU
Molecule: messenger RNA, 8827 nt
Organism: Passer montanus (Eurasian tree sparrow)
Lineage: Eukaryota; Metazoa; Chordata; Aves; Passeriformes; Passeridae
Gene: BRAF
Product: B-Raf proto-oncogene, serine/threonine kinase
Exons: 19
Coding region: 15-2282 (755 amino acids)
Biological process (GO): signal transduction; protein phosphorylation
Cellular component (GO): mitochondrion; plasma membrane; cytosol
Molecular function (GO): protein kinase activity; ATP binding
Source: RefSeq, a predicted model, not a curated record